UGAAGGCGGUUCUGGCCACGAUUCCCGGCGAGUAACUCCCCCACUGCAGCGCGGGAAACUCAGCUGUUCGGCCACUGCGGAUCACAGUGAGCGGAGUGCUUGUCAGUCUGGUGCGGUCCAGGAUGAAAGUCAUCACUUGUGAAAUAGCCUGGCACAACAAGGAACCAGUGUACAGCAUUGACUUCCAGCAUGGCGGAGAUCGGAAAGUCAACAGGCUGGCCACCGCAGGAGUGGACACUACUGUUCGGAUGUGGAAGGUGGAGAAGGGACCGGAUGGAAAGGCCAUCGUGGAGUUUCUGUCUAAUCUUGCGCGACACACUAAGGCAGUAAAUGUGGUUCGGUUCUCACCCAGCACUGAACUCCUGGCGUCCGCAGGAGAUGAUGCUGCGAUCUUGCUGUGGAAGAUCAAUGACAGUAAGGAGCCGGAACAGGCAGCUUUUCAGGAGGAGGAGGACGCUCAGCUGAACAAGGAGUGCUGGACCGUGGUGAAAACGCUGAGGGGACACAUAGAAGAUGUCUAUGAUCUCUCAUGGACAACCGACGGGAACUUCUUGGUGUCUGGGUCUGUGGACAACACUGCUAUCAUGUGGGAUGUCAAUAAAGGGCAGAAGAUGUCCAUAUUUAACGAUCACAAGAGCUAUGUGCAGGGUGUUGCCUGGGAUCCUCAAGGGCAGUACAUUACCACCAUGAGCUGUGACAGGGUUAUGAGGGUGUACAGCACACAGAGCAAGAGAAAGGCCUACAGUGUGAGCAAGAUGUCUUCAGGGACAACUACGGAGGGAGAGGGAAAGAGUUACAGAAUGUUCCAUGACGACAGCAUGAGAUCUUUCUUCCGCCGACUCUCUUUCACAACGGACGGAUCUUUACUGCUCGCUCCAGCUGGGUGUGUUGAAGCUGGAGAAAAUGUCACAAAUACAACAUAUGUGUUCUCCAGGAAAAAUUUGAAAAGGCCCAUCGCUCACCUGCCCUGCCCUGCUAAAGCCACCUUGGCCGUACGCUGCUGUCCUGUCUACUUUGAGCUGAGGACCUCCAAGGCCGAAGGUGCUGUGAAAGAUGGGUCCUCACAGGUUGUGCAUAAUGUGUUUAAACUGCCGUACCGGUUGGUGUUUGCUGUUGCCUCCGAGGACUCGGUCUUCCUGUAUGACACCCAGCAGUCCAUCCCCUUCGGGUACAUCUCCAACAUCCACUACCACACGCUCAGUGAUGUCACAUGGUCCAAGGAUGCCUCUUUCUUGGCCGUCUCCUCGACAGACGGCUACUGUUCCUUCGUGACGUUCGAGAGCGGCGAGCUGGGGACCCCUCUGAAGGAGAAGCCCGUGCUGGAAGUCCAGACCCCGGGGAUGGCGGCAGAGAAGAAGACAAAGAAAGCGGCGCGCACGUCUUCUCCCGUGCCCAAGUUUGUGGACGCCAGCCCAGUGGGGAGCCGGAAUGGGGAGGCCACCACACCAGGCUCGCUGCUGGAAAAGUCAGCUAGCAAAGAAAUCCCCUCCUCCUCCCCCCUGGGCUCGUGCGCCACCCCCGUCUGUGAGGACAGGAAGUCCGCCCAGACAGGAGUCCAGCCCCUGAAAGCCAUCCAGCCCAGAAGGAUUACUCUCAACACCCUGGAGGCCUGGAGCAAGCCCAGCGCCCCGGCAGGCCCCAAGCCCAGGCGGAUCUCUUUGACUCCUGUCACAAGUGGGUCACCUGCCCUGUCUAGAUCCUUGAUUUCUACACCGUCUUCUACAGAAAAAGCAAAACAUGAGAGACCCUCCCCUCCUACAGACCCAAGCUGCCAGCCCCCUGAGUCAAAGAGACAGAAGACUGACGGUCCUAGUUCUCCAGGCGAGUCGCCCAGCUCCACGGACAGCAGGACCCCCGAGGAGCCACAGAGCGGAGAGCUACAGUGUCCGUGAUUGUCCUGAGCACACAGACUGAUGCCCCAGUGCUCUCUGCACAUGGGGACUCGCUCAGACAGGAUUACAGCCGACACGCACAUCUCACUCGAAUUUAUGCCCUCCCCCUUUCCUUCGCUGACAGGGACAGGUGGGGACCUGAGAUUGCUGGCAUGUGUGUUGGAAGAAGUGCGUCUGUAUAUUACUUCAUGUACUUGGUACUGAACGUCUGUUGUAAUUUGCUAAAGUGUUCACGGUCUUCUCUGAUAAGCGUGCUUCCCUUCUGAAAAGUAAGAUAUUGUAACUUGUAAACAAGUAUGUUUUAGAUGUGCAGGAGAAGGCUAAUUUCAAGAGGAUCCUGUUGUGUACAAGUCAUGGGGCUGGUUCUGUUUGUAUGGUGUAGAUCACAUUGUUUUUUCCUGUAGCUGCGUGUUUUGAUGACAGACAACAAUUUGCCAUAAAAUAUUUUUCCUUAAUUGUUAUGCAUUUACUUUUUUUCCAUCUCCUGUGGCACUGCAUCAUGUAUACAACAUAGCCCAUGUAAUGUGUAGUGAAUUAUAGUAUUUUUAGGACAAAGCUUUUGAGAAGAAGGGUCUCUUUGGGGGUAGAGGGGGGCUUUAUUUGUAUCAUUUUUAAUUUAGGCUUAAGCUUACGUAUUUCUUAACCAUACUGUCAUGUUGGAGUAUCAUUCCAACUGUGAAGUUUUGAUGGAUGCAUUGACACUUAGACUGCUUAGUCAUCCUUAACAGGUUACAGGAGUGCUGUAUAACAGCCAUUAAACAUCUUUAGAGUUGCAGUUGUUUUACUGCGUUUUGGUUCAUUUGAUUUAAUGAGAGCUCACUAUUUAAUUGCAUUAAAUUAUGCGCUAUCUGUCUAUUUGUUAAUUGCCAGCUGAAGUGUUCCUCUGCAAUGUCUGUUUCUUGUAAAUUGUAAUAAAAGGAUCAGGUCAAUGGUAAGAUAAAUGUACAUAGCUUAAAUUGUUUAAACAGUAGUUAACUUUGUGUCUUGGAUGAAACUCCCCUCAAGGAAACUUUGCUACAAGCAGCAGUUAUAUUUACUAUAAAUGUCUGCAUUUUUAUUUUAUGGGAUGUAUUUUCAUCCACGAUGUGCUGAAUGAGCAAUUGUAAAUAAAAUGAAGCAAGAUGCCGAA
This is a messenger RNA of Lepisosteus oculatus (spotted gar), 3021 nucleotides long. Lineage: Eukaryota; Metazoa; Chordata; Actinopteri; Semionotiformes; Lepisosteidae. The record is from RefSeq and is a predicted model, not a curated record.